Prunus armeniaca (apricot) is the source of this 1470-nucleotide messenger RNA. The record is from the annotation of a GenBank genome assembly. Lineage: Eukaryota; Viridiplantae; Streptophyta; Magnoliopsida; Rosales; Rosaceae.
AUGUCUGUGGCAUUCCUUAAGGGUGUGCCAAUCCUUCUCAAGCCCGAAAACCUCAAGAAACGCGGCAGAGCUAUCACUGAUCUCAACAAUGUGAUCAUGUCCACAUUGCAAGUGAUUGAUUGCAUCUUUCAAUUGGAGAAGCAUUCCAUCACUUAUAAUGAUGUAAAGGAGUUGAGAGAAAUCUUGGCAAAUGCAAGGAAAGAUAUCUGGGUGAAUGUCUAUUGGUGUAUCAUUACAACCGUAGCUUGCGCCACUAACAUCACCCUCCUUACUAGUGAUGAGGGGAACUCACACGACCUUGUCCAGUAUUCUCAGAAGAUCACAAUCAUCCUCAGUAAACUUAAGCAACAGCUUAAGAUCUGUGAAGAGGAAAUAGAGAAGUUACGGCCCUACAAGAAGCUCAAAAACCUCUUCCUAAUUCCUACUGAGAUUAUCGAGGUUAUGAAGAUCCUAAUCUUUUCAACCAUUUUCGACGGUUCCAUUAAGCAACUGGUUCACAUCGACAUCCUAAGGACGAAGAAUGUGUUGUUGUUCAUUUCGAGCCUAGAGAUAUCUGAGGAUUAUAUAAUCGAUAAUAAUGAGCAUAAGAUUGUUUGGAUUCCUAUAGUAGAGAAGUGGACUAAAGAUCUGCAACGCAAGUUUGAGGCCCUGCGGGCUAAGAUGCCAUGGUACACAGUAGGCCAGGGUGGUGCCCACAUUGCAGGCAUCAAGUACAUCAAGGAGGAUUGGAACUUUAAUGGUAAGCCUGUGGUGGUUGUGUUGAACACAAAGAGUCAGCUCCAACAUUCCAACGCUCUGCCCAUGAUUUUGAUAUGGGGAUGCCAAGCCUUUCCUUUCACACUGGAAAAAGAAGAACAGCUCUUACUUUCUCUCCAAGAUACAUGGUUUUCCGCGUUAAUGGAUGGCAUUAAGAUAUCCAAAUGGAACAAAGACGAUUACAUUUUCUUCUACGGAGGGGAUUCAGUGUGGAUGAAUAAGUUCAAGGAGAGAGCAACUGCCCUUAAAAAUGAUGGAAUCAAAAAAGAACCAAAGAUUUCUAUUGAGUUAUAUCCUGUGGAGAAGAACGCAAAUAAUGACGAUGGGGAUGACGGCUUUAGCACCUUCUGGUCCGCCAUAGAAAGCAUGUUCCAUAUCAAGGUUAUCAAUAAGCAGAUUGACGACGUGGUAAAACAAGUUCAGAAGCUGCUUUCCUACAAAGAUGACAAGAGUGGAUGGGCUGUGCUCAUCCAAGGCCGUAGGCUUGUGGCCUUUGGUGGCUCGACAAUGUAUACGGUUCUGGAGCAAUACCACACGUGGAAUCAGCAAGCGGAGGUUGAAAAAACUGGUCACGUCUGCAGCUGCUUUAGCAUCGCAGGUGCAACUGGAAGCACCCUAGAGGCCAUGGUAUGCUACGAGUGUGGCAAUGUCAUGGAGGCAUUCUUCAGCUAUAAGUGCUGCCAUGUCAAGAAGAAGGCGUCUUUGAUCACCUAA